UCACCUUUCCCUUCGCCUUCGCCUUCGCCUUCGCUUUCAUUUCAUUUUUAAUUCCACAGUAAUCCCUUCGCAAUGUCCUCAUUCAGAGAUGCCCUCGCCGGGCUCAAGACGUCUUCGUCGUCGCCCGGCACACACCUGCUCCCAACACGCCCACGCUUCCAGGAGGCGGCACCUGCGCUCGGCGCCAGCAACCUCGCAUCAUCCACCGGCUCAGCCAUCUCAGGCCUGACACAGUCCAGCUCCGAUGCGCCAGUGACGACGCAGGGCGAGUGGUUCGGGCUGACGCUGAUGCAGCGGUGGAUGGGGUUCGCCGGGGGCCCGCGCGCCCACACCCGGCACCUGCUGUCGCGCGAGCGGCUGCUGUUCUCGGCCACGUACUUUGGCUCGGUGUUCUUUACGCUGUUCUUUUCGGCCAUUGCGCACUCGUACCUGGGCACGCUGUUCUUUGUUGUCAUUCAGGUCGUCGCCCUGGUGUGGUACGUCGUGUCGUACUUCCCUGGCGGCUCCGCCGGGCUGCAGUCCACCACGAUGACCCUGGCUGGCAGCGCGCGGACGCUGCUGCCGUUCUGAGUGUAAAUGUUAUGAUUCUCGCCAAUAAUACAAAUCCUUUCUUGAGUCGUAUAAAAUAAUCAUUCUUUUUGCGCUGCUAGCAGCACUGACCCUGUGCCCCGUAACCAAAAGGCCAGGCCACGUGUUGAGGUUGUGCAGGCCGGCCAGCCGGUCAGCCAGCAAUACGUAUCAAAGUCUUAUAAAUACGCGCAAA
Molecule: messenger RNA, 763 nt
Organism: Kickxella alabastrina
Lineage: Eukaryota; Fungi; Kickxellomycota; Kickxellomycetes; Kickxellales; Kickxellaceae
Product: Got1/Sft2-like family-domain-containing protein
Exons: 3
Coding region: 73-570 (165 amino acids)
Biological process (GO): vesicle-mediated transport
Cellular component (GO): membrane
Source: RefSeq, a predicted model, not a curated record